Saprolegnia diclina VS20 is the source of this 366-nucleotide messenger RNA. RefSeq lists its product as hypothetical. Gene Ontology annotation, molecular function: thiol oxidase activity. The coding region runs from base 1 to 366 and encodes 121 amino acids. Lineage: Eukaryota; Oomycota; Saprolegniomycetes; Saprolegniales; Saprolegniaceae. The record is from RefSeq and is a predicted model, not a curated record. The transcript has 3 exons.
AUGUCUGUAUUGCAAUUGCUGGUGCAGUGGGCCGCGAGCACCGACGACGCUCUUUUCCACAGCGACGGCACGACGUACUUGGCGUGUACGUCGUACAACUGCGGUCUCUGGAUGCUGCUCCACCGCAUGAGUCUCUCGCCUGUCGCGGCUCGCCUCGCACCGGCGCUGCAGCUGUUCAUGCAGCACUUUGGGCACUGUCCGCCGUGCCGUGCCUUCCUAGAGAGGUACCAUUCGAUCGAGACACUGGAGAUACUCCAGCACGCGCCGCAAGCCGCGAUCACUUUGCGACUGCACAACGCCAUCAACAGCGUCGCGCGCUCGGCGUGGCCUUCACAAGACGAAUGCCCGCAAUGCGUACAGUCAUGA